Peniophora sp. CBMAI 1063 is the source of this 1119-nucleotide messenger RNA. The record is from the annotation of a GenBank genome assembly. Lineage: Eukaryota; Fungi; Basidiomycota; Agaricomycetes; Russulales; Peniophoraceae.
AUGACCGCCGUCGCCUCUGUCGCUCAGAACCUCGAGUCUCUGUCUCUCGAGAAGAAGCCCGUCGUAGAGGAGAAGCCCUUUGACAUGGAGGCCGCACGGAAACGCUUUGUUGGCGACAUCGAACUGCCAGAGAGCAAAGAGCCUCUACUUCAGGAGUCCAAGCGCCGCUUCGUUCUCUUUCCCAUCCAAUAUCCUGAGAUCUGGCAAAUGUACAAGAAGGCCGAGGCCUCGUUCUGGACCGCCGAGGAGAUGGAUCUCUCCAAGGACUUGCACGACUGGCACACACGCUUGAACGAUAAUGAGCGCCACUUUAUCUCGCACGUCCUCGCUUUCUUCGCCGGCUCUGACGGUAUUGUCAACGAGAACCUUCUCGAGCGCUUUUCCAACGAGGUGCAGGCCGCCGAGGCCAGGUGUUUUUACGGCUUCCAGAUCAUGAUGGAGAACAUCCACUCUGAGACCUACUCCCUGCUCAUCGACACGUACAUCAAGGACCCCAAUCAGCGCGACUACCUCUUUGACGCCAUCGAAACUAUUCCUUGUAUCAAGAAGAAGGCCGAUUGGGCUCUGCGCUGGAUCACGGACAAGGACGCAGCCUUCGGCGAGCGUCUCGUUGCCUUCGCCGCGGUCGAGGGCAUCUUCUUCUCUGGCUCGUUCGCGUCGAUCUUCUGGUUGAAGAAGCGCGGCUUGAUGCCUGGUCUUACCUUCUCCAACGAGCUUAUCUCUCGUGACGAGGGUAUGCACACCGACUUCGCCUGCCUUUUGUUUUCGCACCUCCGCAAGCGCCCGCAUCCCGACACCGUCCGCAAGAUCAUCACUGAGGCCGUCACAAUCGAGCAGGAGUUCCUUACCGACGCAUUACCGGUCAGCCUCAUCGGUAUGAACGCAGACUUGAUGUGCCAGUACAUUGAGUGCGUUGCGGACCGCUUGCUGCUCGCUCUCGGCUGCGAGAAGUACUACGGCUCGCCCAAUCCCUUCGACUUCAUGGACAUGAUCUCGCUCCAGGGCAAGACCAACUUCUUCGAGAAGCGUGUCUCGGACUACUCCAAGGCCGGCGUCAAGUCAGACAACUCAGCACCAACCGCGGACUCGAAGCUAUUCUCUGUCGAUGAGGACUUCUAG